UGCGGAGGUGAUCAAGGCCACGCAUUUUUUGAAUUUGGAAAAAAUCUCUGCUGGCGCUGUUGGCUGUCUGUCCGCCUCUUGCGCUCAACAACCCACUUCAGCCCCUCAGUAUUGACACAAUUACCAGUUAUUUGAAUCCAACAGCUCCAGACAUAGAAAGGCAUGGUCACCACACGAGGAUCCGCACCAGAGAGCGCUGUACCUGCGACACCGCCUGCGCAGACAGGCGAGGCGGCAUCAUCCCGGGCAUCACCCAUCUCGCACCGGCUGCGCUCGCGCGACCGGUCAGGCGCCAGCAUGGAGUCGGACACCACGGCCGAGUUUGCAUCGCCCACGGAGCAGCUGCAGAAGCGCGCCAAGCUUCGGUCUGAUGAUGCAGAUGAGGCAGCGACCACCACGCCCACGCGGCGCAGCACCCGAUCCGCUGCAGCGAAGAAGAGCACGGACGAUGCUGAAGCUGCCGACGAGACGCCGACAAGCAGGCGCGGCCGACGGGCAUCGGCACGGCGGACAGCAAGCAACACAUCGGUUGAGGCAUCCGACGACACCCCGACGACGCCCACACGCCGGACUACCCGGUCGACCUCGCGCACGCCGGCAAAGAAGAGCGCAGCCAAGCCGUCAGCUGACACAUCUGCUUCAGAAGCCGUGCAGGUGUCGUCCCCGCGCACACGCCGGGCUCCGCGCCAGUCACGGAAGCAGACAGCUAACGAGGACUCUGCAGGCGACGGUGAUGUGGAAAUGAACGAGGAUCUGGCCACGCCCCAAAUGCAAGACGCGCCAGCAGCGGCACUUCCACCGCCGCAUCCGGACCUGUCUGGCAUCACCAGCAAGCUGGCGGCAGCUGCUGCGGUUCUGGACAGAGCUGCGUCAGCCGAUGGCAAUUCAGUUGACGAGGGCAGCUUCCACACGGCGCCAGAGAGCCCGGAGAAGAAGCUGAAGCAGCUGGAGAGCAAGGCCGAUGAGGACAUCUCGGACCUGAGCGAUGUUGAGGACCCGCACUUUUCGGAUGCGCCCGAUGCGACCGAGAGUGUGCCAAAGGCCACACACAAGAAAUUUGAUUCGGAUGCUGAGAGUGACAACGACGAAGCACCCGACGUGGCGCCAGCCAAGCAGCCUCUGGCUGCAGCCGAUGACGAAAGCGACGACGACGACGACGACGACGCCCCAGAGGUCGUCUCUACCAAGAAGCCGCUGGCAGCCAAGGUAGAAGAGGCCCAGGAGGAUGCUGACCAGCAAGAUGAGGCUGACCAAGAUGAGACUGACCAGCAGAAGCCCAAGAAGAAGCACCGCCGGCGCCAUCGCAAGCAUGCAGCGUCGGCUGCUGUGACCGACACUGUCGCCACGGCUAUCGAGGCGGUCCGGGAGUCGCUGAACAAGCCGGCACUGGUGCUGCCCCACGAAAUCCCGGCCCAGCUGCGCCUGACUGCCACCGAACCCAAGCGCACCGAUGCCAGCGCACCGCCCAAGCGCGCUGCGGCAGGCCAGAAGCUCGACGCGUCGCUGCUGGCCGACUUUGCCAAGGAGUCUGGCCAACACACACGCCUGUCGGACGACGCACCUCGCAAGAAGCGCAAGCAUGGCAGCAAGAAGCGUGCCCCUGAGCCGGCUCGCAAGGGCGAGCGGUUCGUGUCGGGUAUCCGAGUAGUUGCGUCGGCGCCUGCCAGCCGCAUGUCGCUGUUGGAGAGCCUGACGCAGGAGGUGCCCAAGUCGGUCAAGCGCUUUUCCAAAGAGAAGCACGGUGGCCGCCGGGUGCCGCGGUCAGACCCGCUGGAGGCGAUUGCGCGCAGCCACGGCAAGCCCGCGGUCGCUUUCCUCAGAAAGUAGAAAACAAAAGUAAAAAGAGCUCUUAAUCCCAAUCCAUACUUUGCCCAUUACUCGUUGCACAUAUGGCGGCAGCGACUUGACGAAGGGUGAUGGCGGGCAAGCCUGUCGGGUAUAAAGGCA
Molecule: messenger RNA, 1947 nt
Organism: Linderina pennispora
Lineage: Eukaryota; Fungi; Kickxellomycota; Kickxellomycetes; Kickxellales; Kickxellaceae
Exons: 1
Coding region: 163-1827 (554 amino acids)
Source: RefSeq, a predicted model, not a curated record